UACUGAGAUCGACUGGAAAGCCUACAUGGAUGAGGUAGAGGGUGUUGUGAACGGGACCCUGGAUUACACGCAACUAAAGGGGGACACAGGCCCCCUUGUGUACCCCGCUGGCUUUGUUUAUAUCUUCAUGGGUCUGUAUUACGCCACUGGCCGAGGCACCAACAUCCGCCUGGCGCAGUACUUCUUCGCCGCCCUGUACCUUGCCACCCUGCUGCUUGUUUUCCGCAUCUACAGCCGCACCAACAAGGUCCCUCCCUACGUGUUCUUCUUCAUGUGUUGUGCCUCCUACCGCAUCCACUCCAUUUUCGUCUUGCGCCUCUUCAAUGAUCCGGUAGCCAUGGCCAUCCUUUUCGUGGCUGUCAACCUCUUCCUGGAGGACAGCUGGUCCUGGGGCUGCUUCUGCUUUAGUCUGGCUGUAUCUGUGAAAAUGAACAUUCUCCUCUUUGCGCCGGGUCUCCUUUUCCUCCUCCUCCAGCGCUUUGGCCUGCGAGGUGCCCUUCCAAAGCUUGCGAUCUGCGCAGUCCUGCAGAUCGCCCUGGGCUUGCCUUUCCUGAUGGAGAACCCCGUGGGAUAUGUGGCCCGUUCCUUUGAUUUGGGUCGCCAGUUCCUCUUCAAGUGGACCGUGAAUUGGCGGUUCUUGCCCGAAGAGGUUUUCCAACACCGGGCUUUUCACCUGGCGCUGUUGACCCUCCACUUAACGGUCCUGGCGCUCUUUGCACUAAACAGGUGGCACAGAUCUGAUGAAAACAUCUUGUACCUGUUAAAGGACCCGGCUAAGAGGAAGAACCAUCCAGAACCCCUUUCAGCAAAUCAAGUCGUUUUUACUCUCUUCACUUCUAACUUCAUUGGAAUUUGCUUCAGCCGCUCCUUGCAUUACCAGUUCUAUGUGUGGUAUUUCCAUACUCUGCCCUACCUGCUCUGGUGCAUGCCGCCCAAGAAGCUUGCCCACCUACUAAAGGUGCUUAUUCUAGGUUUAAUCGAGCUCUCAUGGAACACGUAUCCCUCAACCGUUUACAGUUCAGCUUCUCUCCAUGUGUGUCAUGGAAUCAUCCUUCUGCAGCUGUGGUGUGGGACAAUGUCUUCUCAGGAGGAGAAGCAGCAGUUGAAAAAGGCGGAAUGAAAAUGAAUCAGAAUAGGGACAAUAUAAUCUGGACAAAUUGGACAUUGCUGAGGACAACCGAUGAGGGCUGUUCACAAACCUUCCUGGUGCCUGAUGCUCAGGGUGAGACGCUGCCUUCUCUUUGCUGUGGUUAAAGGGUGAUACAGAAUGGGAGUCAGCAGAGUUUAUCUUCACAUCAAAGAUAAUGUGGAAUAUCUUCAAUAAAGGACAGUAAUGGUUGGACACGAGGCUUCAUGCGGCUGCAAUUUAUGCAUUGUCACAGGAUGUGACAUCCUACAAAGUCAGUGUUUUUGGAAAUUGGAUUUCCAGGCUUUUUAAGGUGGAUCAAACACUAUUGCCGUGAGUUGUGUCAAGUUGGGGGCAAGAUUUUUUUAAUAUGCCCAGUGACAAAUCAUUCCCUCUAGUAGUACUCAGCAGCUAACAGGUUAAUGCUCAGGGUAGGGCUGCUGAGAAAUGGGGAAGUGCAGGAAUGACUUGAAAAUCCCCAGUGUUUGUAUACGUAUGUAACGUACAUAAAGCUGCUUUUUCCUAGAAUGCCACAGCGCAAGGACAAUAGAAGAUGCUCAGAAUAUGGGCAGGUUUGGGGGCUGGGAAUAGAAUGAAGUAUCCAUUGGUUGGCUGGCACCCUCAGCAGAAGCUCCAACCUUUUGUUAUGGACCUGACUAGUAUUGCUGUCUUCCAUGUUUGCAUUGUUGCUUUUAAAAAGAUUUUCAAAACUAAAUUUCUUAAACAGUCA
Molecule: messenger RNA, 1856 nt
Organism: Python bivittatus (Burmese python)
Lineage: Eukaryota; Metazoa; Chordata; Lepidosauria; Squamata; Pythonidae
Source: RefSeq, a predicted model, not a curated record